This is a messenger RNA of Marasmius oreades (fairy-ring Marasmius), 564 nucleotides long. RefSeq lists its product as uncharacterized. The transcript has a single exon. NCBI's taxonomy places the organism in Eukaryota, Fungi, Basidiomycota, Agaricomycetes, Agaricales, Marasmiaceae. The coding region runs from base 1 to 564 and encodes 187 amino acids. The record is from RefSeq and is a predicted model, not a curated record.
AUGGUCAAGGGUAAGAACGUUGCAGAUCUGAUUUGUUCAUACUUGACUGAACUGAAAUUCAACAGUCAUCCAAGCAAUGACAAGACCCCAACCACCCCAGUUGUAGGAGGUACCUUAGGAGCUGUAGCCCUCAUUUUUCUAAUCCUUGCUAUUCACUUCUAUCGGCACCGAAGACCCAACCAAUAUGAUCAAGAAAAUAAGCUCCCUCACCAACAACCCCCACUGCCCACAUUUCUUUCAUCCACCAUCACAGCUGGACAGCAUGUUACUUCUCCUCCAAUCCCAGUUCUUAUGCCCCAGUCUCCUAUAUCAACUAUGAAUCAGCAGUUAGAAACCCCAGUGGGAAUUGAGAAAACCACAUUGGUCCAGCAAGGUCUCUAUCAGCCCUCUUCCUAUAGUCAUUCAAUGCGUCCCCCCCCACCACCAUAUUCUGUUGCCCCUUCAGAUCAAUCUGUACCAUCUUCUCCACCAUCAUAUUCUGUUGCCAAUCAACCUGAGCCCAGCCAGGUGAUGUCUCCAACAAAGUAUAGUCCAGAUAUAGCAGCAGGCAUGAUGUCAGGAUAA